Messenger RNA from Oncorhynchus tshawytscha (Chinook salmon), 3058 nucleotides. RefSeq names its product CCR4-NOT transcription complex, subunit 10 (gene cnot10). Gene Ontology annotation, molecular function: protein binding. The transcript is spliced from 19 exons. Lineage: Eukaryota; Metazoa; Chordata; Actinopteri; Salmoniformes; Salmonidae. The coding region runs from base 217 to 2433 and encodes 738 amino acids. The record is from RefSeq and is a predicted model, not a curated record. Gene Ontology annotation, cellular component: CCR4-NOT complex. Gene Ontology annotation, biological process: mRNA catabolic process; negative regulation of translation.
GUUUACUUUAGCGUCAUUUCAAUGGCGGAACACUGAAAAAAAGCAUUUGAGAGCGGUCAGAUUUCGGAUAUAUUGUUCUAGUUACGAACGAGCUGAGUACUUACAUUUAUCAUCUUGGCUAGCUAACAUAGUAAACGAAUCGUUUUGUCCCAAUAUUUAUCUUAGUAAACCUUCUGGCUGGGGCAUUUCCAUCAAUUAAAGCACGAGAUCCCCGAAAUGGCAGAUAACAACACAGACCAAGAAAAAGCAAUAGCUGCAAAUGCGUUGGAGGCGUUUACGGCUGGAAACUAUGAGGAAUCUUUGAAACACCUUGGGAAGCUGCAAGAGUUGAACAAGGAGGACUACAAGAUUGCUUUGAAUAAAGCAAUAGCUGAAUUCUACAAGAGCGGCCAAACCACCACAUGCACCCUGAAGCAGACUCUUAUUGCAAUGAAAAACCAGGUUCACACUUCAAUGGAGGAUAUUGAUGGUUUGGAUGAUGUAGAAAACAGUCUUCUCUACUACAAUCAAGCUAUCAUUCACUACCACAUGAGACAGUACUCCGAAGCUAUUGCUAUUGGAGAGAGGCUGUACCAGUUUCUGGAGCCGUUUGAAGAGAAGUUUGCUCUGGCGGUCUGCUUCUUGCUGGUGGAUCUGUACCUGCUAACGUACCAGCCAGAGAAGGCCCUCCAUCUCCUUGCUGUGCUGGAGAAACUGUCUGUACAGGGAAAUAACAAGAACGGCAAAGGGGAGAGUGUCAACAGCGCCAACAAAGAUGGUCGGAACCAGAAGGCAGAGUUCAUUGGCAUGAUCGAAGCGGCAAAAUCCAAAAUGCACCAGUACAAAGUGCGAGCGUACAUUCAGAUGAAGUCAUCAAAGGCCUGCAAAAGGGAGAUCAAGUCUGUGAUGAACACAGCAGGGAAUUCUGCUUCCUCACUCUUCCUCAAGAGUAACUUUGAGUACCUGAGAGGAAACUACCGCAAAGCAGUGAAGCUCUUAAACAGCUCCAACAUCGCAGAGCACCCUGGGGCCAUCAAAACAGGUGAAUGUGUGCGCUGUAUGUUCUGGAACAAUCUGGGUUGCAUACACUUUGCCAUGGGGAAACACAACCUAGGUAUAUUCUACUUCAAAAAGGCCCUGCAGGAGAACGACCACACGUGUGCACAGCUGGGGGACGGUGGGGCGACGGGGAACGGGCAAUCUAAGCAGUUCUCGGGCAUCCCCAUGUGUGCGCUGCUAGCCAACAAGCGUUAUGAGCUGCUGUAUAACUGUGGGAUCCAGCUGCUGCACAUCGGCCGGCCCCUGGCGGCCUUCGACUGUCUGAUGGAUGCUGUGCAGGUGUACCACUCUAACCCUGGCCUCUGGUUACGGUUGGCUGAGUGCUGCAUUGCUGCCAACAAGGGUAGCUUAGAACAAGACAACAAGGGUCUUCCGAGUAAAAAGGGUAUCGUUCAGGCCAUCGUUGGGCAGGGCUACCAUCGCAAGAUCAUCCUGGCAUCACAGUCCACCCAGAACACAAUCUACAGUGAUGGGCAGUCUGCAGCCAUUCCGGUAGCCAGUAUGGAGUUUGCAGCGAUCUGUCUGAGGAACGGCCUGGUCCUCCUCCCUGAUCACCAGCAGCAGGAGAACAAGGCAGAGAACGGCUCCAAGACAACCAGCCAGUCAGGCAGCACAGAGAGCGGCUCAGAGAACAGCGACGCCUGCAGUGGGAAGGUUCAAGAAGGAGACAAGUUCCUUUCUGCAGCACCGUCUUCACCUCUGAGGAAACAGGAGGUUGAAAACCUCAGGUGUUCCCUCCUGGCCUGCAGUGCCUACGUGGCCCUGGUGUUAGGAGACAACCUGAUGGCCCUGAACCAUGCAGAGAAGCUCCUUCACCAGACCAAGCUGUCUGGAUCACUCAAGUUCCUGGGACACCUGUAUGCUGCAGAGGCCCUCAUAUCCCUGGACCGGAUCUCAGAGGCCAUCGGUCACCUCAACCCAGAGAACGUCACGGAUGUCUCCAUGGGGGUGUUGUCCAGCGAGCAGGACCAAGGGCCAGAUAAAGGGGAUCUGGAGCCUGUCGAGUCAUGGUGUGUUGGUACAGCAGGGAAGCAGACUCCUCUGUGUUACCCCAGCACAGUGAGCUCAGCCCGGGCCAUAAUGCUGUUCAACCUGGGCAGUGCCUAUUGUCUGAGGAGUGAGUACGAGAAGGCCCGCAAGUGCCUGCAUCAGGCCGCCUCCAUGGUGAAUACCAAGGAGAUUCCUCCUGAAGCCAUCUUACUGGCUGUCUACCUGGAGCUGCAGAACGGGAACACACAGCUCGCCCUGCAGAUCAUCAAACGUAACCAGCUCCUCCCCUCAGUGCUCCAGGCGCCCUCUCCAGACACACGAAAGAAGCCUGUUCCCUCCUCCUUCCAGCCUGUCCAACCACCCAUCCAGAUGCCCUCACCCUUCACAACAGUCCAGCGCAAAUGAGCCCUUGUUCCCCUAACCCUCCUUGCCCCAUUGCACAGCAACACGCACCUGUCCACCUCUCAUCACUUCACCUCAGUGUAUUAUUUAUUUAAGGCAAGCUGACCCCAACUCAGUGCCGGUGUAGGGUGAAGUUGUCCCUAGAUGCUGAUAUUGACUCAGCUUUGUAUUUCCUCCCACUAAUGGUUAAGGUUAACAUUGGUGGAGAGGAAGCUGAUCCUAUAUCUGUACCUAGGGGAAAUUGAACUCCUCAGCACCCAGACGGAGCCCCUCCAGGUCAGGUCCUGGUAUGAAAUGCAGAGGUCUCCUGUCGGGUGGACGAAGGGUGUGUUCACGGCCCAAACUACACCUUAUCCCCUAUGUAAGUGCACUCCUUUUGACCAGAGCCCUAUGGGGCCCUAAUAAAAGUAGUGCCCUAUAUAAGGAACUGGGUAUCAUUUGGGAUGGAGCCUUUAUUCAGUGGCUAUCACCUGCAGUGUCUUUGGGGCAGAUCUGACAUGAUUUCUCUGUUCUCUGAGAGUUUUAACUUUCCAUUUGUGACAGCAACAUCCGUUAUGAUAUAUACUGACCGACUUUUGCUUGGGGCAAAUUAAAUACCUGUAUAAAAAAAUAAAUUUUAUUUACAGAA